GCCAAGGUAGGCUGUCACGUGACUGAAAAAACGGCGCGAGCACGCGUUGCCGGCCGGCCAUUUGCAGUUCGCGAUUAAUAUUUUACGGACAAGUUCGAAUUUUAAUCUUUAUUUUUUGUGUGGAGUCGACUUUCAAGAAUGGCGACGAAGCAGACAACACGGAAAGUGACCACGACUGUAUUCUCUACAUCAUCAGGUAGUGAGACGCCCGGCUCGAGUGCAACAUCGCCUCGCAGACGCGAACGUCCGCCAUCGCCGGCUCGCACGACGAGACAACAAGAGCAGGAAGAGCUGCAGGGACUCAAUGAUCGCUUGGCCAACUACAUCGACAGAGUACGGCACUUGGAGUCAGAAAAUAGCCGACUGUGCACACAGAUUCAGUCCACUGAAGAGGUGAUCAAGCGUGAAGUGUCGUCUGUGAAGAAUUUAUACGAAACCGAAUUAGCAGAUGCUCGGCGUCUUCUGGAUGAGACAGCGCGCGAGAAGGCGAAAGUGCAGAUUGAGGCCAACAAAUACAAGACUGAUUAUGAAGAUCUCUUGGCAAAAUUCAACCGUCGAGAUCGAGAUGCUACCAGCUAUGAGCGCCGUGUGGAGUCACUGGAGACCCAGGUUGCUGAAUUACAGGCCAAACUUUCUGAAGCAGAUGCACCACGCAAGCGCCUAGAAAAGGAAAAUGCUGCACUUAAAGCAGAAAUUGCUAACUUGGAGAAGCAACUGGCUUUGGCAAAGAAGCAGUUGGAGGAAGAAACACUUCUGCGAGUUGAUCUUGAAAAUCGUGUUCAGAGUCUCAAAGAGGAUAUGCAUUUCAAGUCACAGGUGUUUGAACAGGAGCUUGAAGAAUCACGCAUCCGCACCACAACACAGAUCGAAGAAGUAGAUGGACGCUUGGAAAAGGAGUAUGAGGCCAGACUACUUGAGGCAUUGCGUGACAUCCGUGAGCAGCAUGAAUUUGAUCUUCAGACGGUCCGAAGUGAGCUUGAGAUUUUGUAUGAAAACAAGAUUGCUGACCUUAAGGCACAAGCUGAGCGCACAAGUGCUGCAUCAGGGACGGCUUGGGAGGAACUACGUGUUAGCAAACGACGAGUUGACGAACUUCAAUCAGAGCUAGCAAAACUUAGAGCUGAGAAUGCUGGCUAUGAAUCUCGCAUCCGUGACCUAGAAAAUCAGCUAAUAAGAGAACAAGAAGAGUUUCGCCUCAGACUUGCACAGAAGGACGAUGAGAUUGCUGACCUUCGCCUCACCCUUGAAGAACAGCAGCAGGAAUAUAGUGACCUUUUGGACAUCAAGAUUCGUUUAGACCGUGAAAUUGAAGCAUAUCGCAAACUGAUAGAGAGCGAAGAAACAAGACUGAAUAUAUCUAUAGAUACUUCCCAGACCCGCACACCACCUCGUUCAGUUUCACGAGGUGGAAAAAGGAAACGUGUUGAGGUUACUGAGUCUGCAGAGGAGAUGUUAACUCAGCAGAGUUCUGGGUACUUGCAGAGUGGCACAGCUAAAAGUGGCAUUGAAAUUUCUCAGGUUGACCCAGACGGCAAAUUUAUCAAACUUAGCAAUACAUCUUCAAAGGAUAUCCCCAUUGGAUCAUGGCAGCUUGUACACACAGUAGGUGACCAAGAGACAAAUUUUAAGUUUCAUCGCAGCUUGGUGGUCAAAGCAGGAAAGACUGUCACAGUAUGGAGUUCUGAUUCCAAUGCAACACAUAACCCACCUAGUGAUGUUGUGAUGAAAGGCAAGCGUUGGUUUGUGGGAGAUGAAAUGAAGACAGUGCUGACAGAUAAUGAAGAAAAGGAGACAGCAACCCUCAGUAUGUCCAAGUCUUCGUUACGCAGUGUCACUCAGUUUACCCAAAGACACUCUGGUCCUCGUGAUGAUCUGGAUGCUGGAGAUCGUCCUGAUGGGGAGAAAUGCAUAAUUAUGUAGUCCUUAAUGAAGAGCUUCAUUCCUAAAUCACCGUGUGUUGCAUGAAGUUCCUUAGCAGCAAGUCAAGGACACAUUUGUGGGACCCGAUACUGAAAGAGGCAAACAGUACAGCACAUUAGCAGGAUUCCAAAGGACUUUUAGAAAGGCAGUGAAAGGCAAAUUGAUAUGUUGCAGUUGUGAUUUUAAAUGGCCUAUCCCCACACCCUGCCAUGCGUGUGACCACAUUUUUUUUAACUAUGCGUACUUCUGGGUAUAAUACUUUUUUAAAUUUAAAUUGAAUUUUCUAGAUCAUUAAGUUGUGACAUUUAGUUAUAGAAUUAUUUUACCUUUUUUUUUAAAAAAAAGUCCUAGUGAAGUGGACUCUGGAUAGAUAUUUCAUGAUGAAGCCCAAUGUAAUGAAUACCUGAUAAAAAUAUUAAGCUUAUUAGUUUGAGUAUCCUAAAAAGAAAGUAUUUUAGAAUGUCAAAAGCAAAACUUAAAAUGGUAAUAAUAAAAACACUUCUUGCCAGAAGGAACAGGUGAUAAAAAACAGCAUUGUCACUUGCAUGACCAUUACAUUUUGAAGAGUACUUUUUUCCUAAUAGUCAAUAAAACAGAUUUAGUGACAUUUUUGUGCUUUGAAUAUGUCUAAGAAUUGUUAUGCCAGUGUCCUUCAUUUCACACAUUACCAACAUUUAUUGCAUUGGCUCUAGUCUUGUAUCAGAAGUGUGAUGCUGAUGUAACAUUAAAAUAAGAUGUUAUAUAUCAGGAACAAAUGAUUAAGGUUUAUUUGUUAGGUGAACUUGGUAGAUACUGAAGUGUAACCUCCAUCUCUGGAUGUAUGUGUAUCAUUUCUCCACUGCUGAUAUUAUGUAGAUGGUUGGGGCAGACAUUUUUUUUUUAAUAGCCAACAGCUAUCAGAAGAGUUUUAUAUUGUUUGUGCAUUACACAUCAGUGACUCAGUAUUGACUAGCAAGAGGUAUGUUUGGUAAAAUAAUAAGUGGUGAGAUAAUGGAUCUAGACUUAAAAGUAAGUUGGUAUUUUUUGGUAGUUAACAUUUUUUUUUUUAAGUUGCAUUAUAGAAUGAAUGAAAACUUCAACUUGUAAUUGCACCUUUGGUUUUUAGUAUUACAGGCAAAACACUUGUUCCUAAAGGGGCUAGCAUUAAUAGGAGGGAAACGGUAAUUUUGUGCAUUUUAUUUCUGUUCUCACAAGAGUGCCUCAGAAUUCAGCUUUGUGUAUUUAAACAACCAAUCAUAAAUUUUUUCACAGAUAAAAUUUUUUUAUUGCCUUCUGUACAGAUUUGUAUCGUAGCAUUAAAUACUGAUCUUUUCCUUUGCAAAAAACUGCCUCUGUCAACAAAAUUUUUGCUUAAGUAGUGGCUUUUUAUUCUGCUGUCAUUGUUGUCCAUGUUGUGUGCAAUGCCUAUCAUAAAAUCCAGUCAGUUCUGUAAAAAUUUGGUUGGUUUCUGUCACCUUGAAAGUUUAAAGCUUUCGCCUUUAAAUCUUAUAAAUGUUGAAUAAUAGUACUGUCCUUUUUUAUGCAAAUUUUCAAAACUAUUUAGAGUAAAUUGUUCUUGAAGUGUAACUCACCAAGGCUGGGUAGUUUCUUGCCAGCUUGCUUGUAUCAUGGCUGUGCUAAAAUUUCUUGCCAGAUUAAAAUGUGAAAAUUAUCAAUAUGCUUUCUGUUAAUUUUUGUUAGUGCAAUCCUGUGCAUAUUUGUUUAGUCAUUAAGUUUACUUUUUUCAAGCUGUACACAUUUUGUAAAAACUGCUGUCACUACUUUAAAUUUAAAUUCUUGGCCUUUUGUCCCAACUGCCAUUGCUUAGAUUUUUUUUUAAAACCCUUCUCAUUAAAACUUCUUUAUGCCAAAGUUUUUAACACUUGAGUCUUGUGAGAUGAUUGUAGGUAUCAGUUUCUCCAAGGUUGAAACUUUAACCAUUUACCUGUUUUUUUAUUUUAUUUAUUUUUUUUUUUAAGCAUUUGAAGUUCUAACUAAAUAGGUUUAAUCUCUGUUGCUGGCAGGGAAUUAGAAUGUGGAUAGACUAAAUUCUCUGAUGUUUUAAGCACAUGCUAAUGAUACCAUCAAAAAUAAUCCAUCUGUGAUAGCACUGAAAAGGAGAUCUUGACAUCUAUUAGAACAAUAAUGAAACCUGGAAGUUCCUCGGCUUAUAUUCUGGAACAGUAUUUCAUAUUUUCUGAGAUUAGAGGGAUUAGCCAUAAAAUAAAAAUAGUCAUUACAAAAAAAUCCUGCAUGUUUUAGCCUUUUAUUGAAGGAUAUUUGACAACCUAGGUAAUAGAUGAGACCAGUCCAAGUUUGAUAUUUGCUUAUUUAUCGCUCUUAUUGAUUUCAUCAUUUUGAUGUGAACUGUACUUUAGAUACAUUAAACUGAUCCAGUUUCUUUAUCAGUUUUCCAGUCAAGUUAUUCUUGUUUUAAUACAAACCAAAUGUAGAGAUAACAUAGCAUAAGUGUUAUGGUGAUUAAUGUCUAAAAUAUCAGCUUAACUUUUUAAGUUUACCAAAUGCCUGAUGGCCUGAAGAAAGAUAAGUUUGUUUUUUUAAUGUUUUUGCAAUUUUGAAACUUUUUAAUUAUUUGUGGGAAUGGACAAGUUAAACACAGUUGUAAUCCCAUUUCUUGCUAUGUCUGUUCCAUGUGACCACAGAUAGGCAGUGAUCUAAUUUUUCAUGAGAGAAUGGAACAGUUAUUGCUCACCUGUUGUAUUAGAUAUGUUCACUAAAAUCAUGGCUCUUUUUUUCUCAGAGUUCCAUUCAGAUUUUUGUUUGGUUCAGUCUCAGGUUGUUGAUAGAGAUGUCUUUUUUUGUGUGAGUGAUCUCCCUGAAUGAUCUGAUGUGCAUGGGUAAAUGGCUAAAGAUAUUUUACAAAAACAGGCAUGUACAUUGUAGCCUCGUAUGCAAGAUCUAGUUUGCUGACCCUUAUCUCACUCAUAUAUUAGCAGUGGGCAGCUUUCUUAGUGCAUGUACUUUUUUCUGAUUUUUUUGUCCUUGGUUUAAUUUAUUUAUCCCUCCCACUCUGCACCACUGGCUAGAGUAAACGAAAUAGCUCGGGCCAUAAUAGCCCACGAAAGAACAAUAAAGUAUGUAAAUUUUGGAGGAAAAAAAUUGUCAUUUCCAUUUGAUAAUCGGGACUGUGGGAAGGUUACCAGGAGCUUUAGUGCAGAAAAUGAAAAGUACAGAUGUAUUCAAAACACUAGAAAAACUGGCAGCUAUUACAUUUUUUAUCCUCGUGGUUUAAAUGUUGCUUUAUGGGCUUGAAGGGGAAAAAAAAAAUAGAAAGACACCUUGCAUUCUGCUUCGUUAAUAUGCUGCUGGCUUAAUUUCUGUUGGAGUUGUGCUUGACGUAAUCUGCUCUGCGUGUCUCCAGGUCAAAACAUGUAUCCUAUUUGUAGACAAGCAUUUUCAAAACUUAUUUUCUCAGAGUACAUCAGUAGUAAGAAAUUCAAAGGUCACACUUUAGGUGAAAGUGAGUAUAUCUUUCCUGGUCUUUCAAGGAGGCCGUUUUAGGAACAAACAUGUAUCUAGGGAACCUUUUACUAUCUUUUGUACUGGUUUCUUUAAAAUUUGUAUCAAAAACAAUAUUCUUUGUAGAAAUGAUUAGAGCCUGUGGUACAAUGCUACAUCAUACCAUUAUUCACACAAUUUAUAUAAUAAAUGACUUUUUCAA
Pomacea canaliculata is the source of this 5581-nucleotide messenger RNA. Its product is annotated as lamin-L(I)-like. Bases 139 to 1920 code for a protein of 593 amino acids. The record is from RefSeq and is a predicted model, not a curated record. Lineage: Eukaryota; Metazoa; Mollusca; Gastropoda; Architaenioglossa; Ampullariidae. The transcript has 11 exons.